This is a messenger RNA of Puccinia graminis f. sp. tritici CRL 75-36-700-3, 402 nucleotides long. RefSeq lists its product as uncharacterized. Bases 1 to 402 code for a protein of 133 amino acids. Lineage: Eukaryota; Fungi; Basidiomycota; Pucciniomycetes; Pucciniales; Pucciniaceae. The record is from RefSeq and is a predicted model, not a curated record. The transcript has 2 exons.
AUGAUUUCAUACGUCUUUCUAAUUGCGAUCAUCUUCAAGGUCCUCGCUUUAAGUUGGGUUAAUCCACCAAACACUUCACGAGUCCAGAUCAGUGGCAACGGAAAUGUUGCGACCAGCAGCCCCUCACGUCCAGGAAGGAAUGUAGUCCAUUUCUCCCGACUCAACUGCGCGUUAGAAACUCAACAAUCCAAUCCUGGCCCGACUGAACAAAUUCCAGCAAUUGGUCCUUCUCGCGCGCCCACCAUCCCAACUGAGUCCUCUGAUUCCAGGACCGAUAACGCUCCCCGUCCCGGAACCUCUCGACUGGUAGCUUCAGAUGAUAUCGAUACCGCCGCAAUCAUGCCUUCUACUCCUUCUCCGCGAAAACGUGGCAAAAUGGCUGCCGUAGAACAUCAUAAAUGA